CUUCUCUGGCACAAACACGCUCCUCCCACUUUCUUCUCCUUCUUCUCUCUUUCUCUCUGUAGCUCCAGGAAUGUUCUUCGAUCUUCGCGCGCUCUGAAGUUUCUGUGGAUUCAUUUGUCUCUGAGAGUGAUCUUGCAAAGGAGCACCAAAAAAAAAAAAAAAUGGACGGUCGAAGUUGGCCAUGGAAGAGAAAGUCUUCGGACAAAGUCACGACCGAGAAACCAGUGGUUGGAAACGAGUCAACUAAUGUUUGUUCUUUGUCCUACUUAGCAUCUCUUGAAAAUCAGGAGAAGUGUAAAAACACAAACUAUGUUCAGAUACCUAUGGAUUCAUACACGCAUAUGAGUAGAAUGGAGGAUCAGGUCAAAUUGUUUGAGGGUGAAGUUAAGGAUCUUAAAGAAAAACUCACUCUUGCACACUCAGAGAUUAAGACUAAAGAAUGUUUGAUUCUUCAACAUGCCAAAGUCGCCGAAGAAGCUGUUUCAGGAUGGGAGAAAGCGGAUGCAGAAACUUUGGCACUCAAACGUCAACUUGAAUCUGUUACACUCUUAAAGCUCACUGCAGAGGACCGAGCAUCGCAUUUGGAUGAUGCGCUGAAAGAGUGCACGAGGCAGAUAAGGAUUGUGAAAGACGAGAGUGACCAGAAGCUGCAAGAUGUGGUUCUUGCUAAAACCACUCACUGGGACAAGAUCAAGGCCGAGCUUGAAGGAAAGAUUGAUGAAUUGAGCCAAGGACUUCACAGGGCAGCUUCAGACAACGCAGCACUCACUAGAUCGUUGCAAGAUAGAUCAGAGAUUAUAGUAAGGAUCAGAGAGGAAUGGUCUAAAACUGAAGCUGAUGUUGAAAAGCUGAAGACUAAUAUUCAGUUGGCUGAGAAGGAGAUUAGUUCGCUGAAGUAUGAUGUUCAUGUAGCUUCAAAAGAGCUGGAAAUCCGUAACGAAGAGAAAAACAUGAGUUUGAAGUCAGCGGAAAUCGCAAACAAACAGCAUCUGGAAGGAGUGAAAAAGAUUGCAAAACUUGAAGCAGAGUGUCAAAGGUUAAGAGGGCUUCUGCGGAAGAAGCUUCCUGGUCCUGCUGCUAUGGCUCAAAUGAAGCUAGAAGUUGAAAGCUUAGGGCAUGAGUUCACAGACCCUCGAGAACUGAGAAGCAUAGCUCAAAAUUCCUGUCACAGUGCAAAAGAUACUUCUGCAGAUCAUAGGUGGGAAGAGUGCAAAAGAGAGAAUGCACAUCUCACAAGACGAACACUGGAAAUGGAGGAGGAGAUUCAGAAACUUAAAGAACUUCUCGCUGCCCGUAACAGUGAAUUGCAGGUUUCGAGAAAUGUAUGCGCUAAGACUAUUGGAAAGCUUAAGACUCUUGAAGGGCAGUUGCAUAUGUUUAACAGUGACAAGAAUGCUCCAAAAUCAAAUAGCAGAAACCUUUCUGAAAGUCCAUUCAGUGGUCAUGAUCAUAACUAUCCGCCUAGUGUCACCUCGGUAUCUGAAGAUGGAUUUGAUGAAGAAGGAAGUUCCUCUGAGUGUGGCCUAGCAACCUCAACAGAUUCUCAUAAAGUAAGAAAAGAAAAUGCCGAUGGUUCCUCAAAGUCUAGGAUUUCUAACAGACUGGAGUUAAUGGAUGACUUCUUGGAGAUUGAAAAAUUAGCAGCCAGUGAUCCAGAUGGAGCAAACUCAGCUUCUAAAUCUUCCGUUUGCAGUAGUAAAUCUGUAGGCAAACAAUUCGCUAGUAAGUCCAGUGAGCAAGAUGAUACAGCACUUGGUCAGCUGUUAAUGGUUUUGCGUUCAAGAAUCAGUAGGGAAUUUGAAUCUCAAGAGGGCAUUAGCAUUGAGAAAAUCGUCGAAGCUACAAAACUUUCUAUCCAAGAGAUGCAAGGAUCAUCACCCAAACAACUCUCAAGUCUUCUGUUUGAAGUUUCUGAUGAAACUCUGGAGAAACAUGUUUUGUCAUCUCAGGAUAUCGGAAACAGCAAAAAAAUGCAUAAGAACACCACGGAACAAGAUUUGGAAGCAGCUGUUUCCAAUAUUUACAACUUCAUAAGAUCAACUACAAAGGAAGCAACACAAACUCAGGAGAUGCAUGGUAGUGGACUCAGUGAAAGCUUGGAGGAUUUCUAUUCAUUGGUUAGUAAAUAUCGAACCGGUGAAUCAAGCCUUUCUGACCUUAUUCUAGAACUCUCCCACAUUUCGGUUCUAGCUAGUAAUCUGAACAAUGGUGCUUUGGGUCUCAAGUACCAUAUUAAAGGGACCUCUGCAGCAGAGGUUACAUUGCUAGAAAAAGAGGUUGAAGAGUCAGGUUCUGAUCCUCUGGGAGACACAUUUGCUAAGACAGAGGAUCACCGUGUAGAUAACUUGAGCAAUGGUCAUGAGUUGGAAGAUUCAUCAUGCAAGAGCUUGUUGAAAGAGGUGGAAGAGCUAAAGUUGGAGAGAGAGAACAUUGCAUCAGAACUAUCAAGAUGCUUGCAGAAUCUUGAAAGUACAAAAGCGGGGUUGGAAGAAAAGGAGAAGCUCAUAUCAGAGCUAAAAACGCAGCUUACUUCAUCAGGGAAUCUCCAAAGCUUGGCAGAAACUCAGCUCAAAUGUGUGACUGAGUCAUACAAAUCGCUUGAACUCCGUACCAAAGAUCUAGAAGCUCAAGUGAAAAGCUUGGAAGGAGAUACAGAGAGACUUGAAAUGGCUCUUUCCACAGAAAAGCAAGGCCAUGAGGAGACUCUGGCUAAAUGCAGAGACCUUCAAGAAAAAAUGCAACGGAACGAGACUUGCAUAAAGUGUUCGUCACUCAUUUCUCAAUCCGGACUCCAACAUAAUCAGGAGAAAGACAUAGCAUCUGCAACAGAAAAGCUUGCAGCUUGUCAAGUAACAAUUCAUUUACUCAGCCAACAGUUACAAUCCUUGCAGCCUCAGAGCAACCAGAAUCCCAAAUCUCAAUCCCUUGAAAAGAAGCUUCAACACCACAAAACAUCAGAAGCAGCGCCAAACUCUGCAAUAGAUGAUCGUCUCCAUGAUCAUAUCAUUCAACCAUCUCAUUCUUUUAGACACACGGUGAACCCAACGGUCCACGCGAUCAUCAAGUCUAGCUCGGUUUCUUCAUCUUCUAAAGAAGAUAAUGAGAAGCAUACUCGUGGAUUAGGCCGUUUCUUCUCCUCUAAACCGAAGAACAAUGGACGUUAAAAAGCUAGGAGAUAACAACCUCAUUAUCUUCUUGUUCGUUUGAUUUUCAUCUUCCUUCUUGAUAUGUGUAUAAGUUUAUAUACGUUUUUUAGUAUGUGAGAAGAUAAGAGAACAGUGUUACUGUGUUA
Molecule: messenger RNA, 3292 nt
Organism: Eutrema salsugineum
Lineage: Eukaryota; Viridiplantae; Streptophyta; Magnoliopsida; Brassicales; Brassicaceae
Product: filament-like plant protein 5
Exons: 6
Coding region: 162-3164 (1000 amino acids)
Source: RefSeq, a predicted model, not a curated record